This is a messenger RNA of Trichoderma breve, 504 nucleotides long. Its product is annotated as cupin domain-containing protein. The record is from RefSeq and is a predicted model, not a curated record. Bases 1 to 504 code for a protein of 167 amino acids. The transcript has a single exon. NCBI's taxonomy places the organism in Eukaryota, Fungi, Ascomycota, Sordariomycetes, Hypocreales, Hypocreaceae.
AUGUCAUCCCCCAACUCCAACCCUCGCAUCGUCACCACGACGCACGACGCAACAGGAACCGCCAUUUUUGGUUCCGACGGUGAAGUCCCAUUGUUCCAUCCCAUGGGACCGACGGGCUCAUCGUUUGCCGUGUUCGACGUGCGCAACUCGGUGCCCAUCAACAACUCGGAGCCUGCACAAGGCUACCCAAACAUGAUCCCACGCUGUCCGCCAAACGGCGCCAUAUUCUGCAUCAGCAACAUCGCGCCUCACUUCACCGUGCCGAUGCACCGGACGCUGAGCCUAGACUACGGCGUCGUGGUUAGCGGCGAGAUCGUCAUGAAGCUCGAUAGCGGGGAGGAGAGAACUGUCAAGGCGGGAGAGUUCCUUAUCCAAGGGGGUGUAAACCACCAGUGGAUUAAUAGGACGGAUGAGACAUGCCGGAUUUGCUUUGUGACACUAAGUGCGGACAAGGUCAAGUUGGCGGAUGGGACAGAGCUUGAUGAGAUUGCCGUCAAGAGAUGA